This is a messenger RNA of Pocillopora damicornis (cauliflower coral), 888 nucleotides long. RefSeq lists its product as uncharacterized. The record is from RefSeq and is a predicted model, not a curated record. Lineage: Eukaryota; Metazoa; Cnidaria; Anthozoa; Scleractinia; Pocilloporidae.
AGUACAUAUAGACAACAACUAUGGCGGACGGGGAAGAGUUAAGGAAUUCACGAGGAUGUUGCAAUUGUGCGUGGAUAGUGAUCACGGUGGAAGGAUGGGUGAAACUCAUCGAGACGUUAACGACUUUCUUAGCGGCUGUUCUCACGCGUAGCUUUGCGUACUAUCGCGCCAAGAUGGAAUAUAAAUAUCAAGUCGGCGUAGCCACGUGCGCGUGCAUCUUGGUGUUCCUGCACAUCAUUAUCAGAAGCUUACGAUGCUUCGAGAAGGUGCUACCACUGCUUGGAAUGAUCGGAUGUUUUCUUCUCUCGGUAACCUUAUUCGUUGGCUCUGGAAUUGUGUACCAUGAUGGCAACAAGUAUAAGGGAGGGGAUGUAAUGGUUGCAUCAGGCAUUUGUGGCUUCAUAGCUGCUAGUUUGUUCUUCUGUGAGGCGAUUUAUUAUCUCUUUGCCCUCGUUUGUCGCCGAUCACCUCCACGCCACGAUGAUGGAGAUACUCUAACCACAGAAAAACAUGGUCCGGUAGAAGAUCCUGCAAGUGCAGUGGUUUAGCGAGAACUGAGAUAAACAGAAAGAACUUGAUGCAUACAGAAAGAUGCUUUAGCUUCGAAUUAGACAAGAAGGUGAUUGCUACGAGAUAUUAUCUCACAGUAGAAUGUUGUCUAUUAUUUUGAUUUACCUAUUUGAGAAACAAAAAAAGUAUUUAGGAAGUCUGAAACAGAGAAAUUUAUCGUAGGUUUGAUAAAAUCAAGCUUCCCUCGCUGUUAUUCAACCAAUAAUUACGUUAGGUCGCCUGACACUCGCCAAGUAUUUCCGGCGAGUUACAUGCGUUCUUAUGUUGUAGUUCUAUUUCUGUUUGAGAUUAAAUUAUUAAAAUAAAGCAGUUAACAGA